UGGGAGGAAAAGGGGUGGUGGGUAGUUUUGUUAUGUUCUUGUUUUUGUUUUUUUGUUUUUUUUGUUUUUUUGGUAUUUGCUUUGGUAUUUGCUUUGGGGUUAUAACUUUUUUUGCUUGGGUUGGCGGUUUGGAUCUUGAAGACAUGGCAUGGAGGAUAGAACUUGGGUUUAGGAGUUUUGUUAUAUAUAUCAUCAGCGGCGGUGUGUUACUGGUUUGUGGUAACAUAUAGCACAUUUAGGACAUUUUGUAAAUUUUGAACACUUUGUACACUUUGGACAUUUUGUGCAUUUUGGACAAUACGACGAUGCUACCGGGAAUAUACUAUACUGGCUUUGGAUACAUAUUGCGUUGCUGAUAUUAGUU
Molecule: messenger RNA, 364 nt
Organism: Daldinia caldariorum
Lineage: Eukaryota; Fungi; Ascomycota; Sordariomycetes; Xylariales; Hypoxylaceae
Exons: 1
Coding region: 33-230 (65 amino acids)
Source: RefSeq, a predicted model, not a curated record